UCCGUCAAUAUUUCGGAUCUUUAUCAGGAAUGUAUGAAGCGUGUUUUCAGGUUGGUUUGGUCGUGUAGAUAUCCAGUUAAGAUUCAUGAUGUAUGAAAAUUUAUAAAAGUUUUGUAAUGGUAAAUAUUUUAAAGAAAUUUUGGCCAUACUAUAUUACUUCAACUAGUAUCGUUUUAUAUUUGAUAAAACGUUAUUUUGUUGGUGGUGUUUGUAAAUGUACAACAAACUUGACUGGUAAAGUUGUUAUUGUAACUGGUGCUACAAAAGGAAUUGGAAAAGAAGUUGCAUCUGUGUUAGCAGAAAGAGGUGCUCACAUUAUUAUUGCAAGUCGAGAUAUAAUAAGAGGUCCAGAAGUGUGCUUUGAAAUAUUAAAAUUGACUGGGAAUCCAAAUAUUAGCUUUUACUAUUUGGAUUUUACUUCAUUCAAAAGUGUUCAAGAUUUUUCAAGAAUUAUUCAUAAUCGUAAGCCAAUUUUGUAGAUUUCUGUACAUUUU
Molecule: messenger RNA, 494 nt
Organism: Daktulosphaira vitifoliae (grape phylloxera)
Lineage: Eukaryota; Metazoa; Arthropoda; Insecta; Hemiptera; Phylloxeridae
Product: retinol dehydrogenase 12-like
Exons: 4
Coding region: 93-479 (128 amino acids)
Source: RefSeq, a predicted model, not a curated record